Molecule: messenger RNA, 595 nt
Organism: Pieris rapae (cabbage white)
Lineage: Eukaryota; Metazoa; Arthropoda; Insecta; Lepidoptera; Pieridae
Exons: 4
Coding region: 194-595 (133 amino acids)
Source: RefSeq, a predicted model, not a curated record
AGUGUAUUGCAACAUUGUAAAAAAAGUUAGUGUCAUGGACGCCGUGCUGUGUAUACUGUGCGUUUGCGUUUUUAAGUGUUUUUUUGCCUUAAAUUCGUGCUCUUUUCAUAAAUCCGUUGAGUUGAGUUCGCUCCUCCGGUUUUAUAAGACUUUAAGUUAUUUAUUGUGAGACAGGACUCCAUUUACUUCCGAUAUGUCGUCGGAUAAAAAGUGUUGUGUACCUGGGUGUUUUGAGUCCGUUGCAUCGCAUAAAGUGCUGCAUCUAUUUACCAACCCCAACAAAGACCCGGAUCGUGUCGAAGCUUGGAGAAAGGCUGUUGGCGGAAAGAUACUUGAAUUAUCUUUCGAGCAUAUUUACAAGUAUCGUCGUGUAUGCAGUGCUCAUUUCGAAGAUAAAUUUCAAUGUCGCUACGAGAGACUGUCCAACAUAUCAAUUCCAACCGUUAAUAUGGCAGGUAAACAAAGAAUGGCUCCAACUCAAGCUAUAGCUUCUGAUGAAUUGAACGAAAAUACACCUGUAAUAGAAUUACCAAUUGGUCAUUUAAGGAAUUUGAAGAAAAGAGUGAAAAUGAAAGCACUGAAAGAUCAAAAAUAA